AUGUUGAAUAGCAAAUCCAAUGCAUUUCUUCUCUAUGGAGAAUCCCUGACAAGUAUUUGGCUAAGAGCUGUAAUAUUUCUGUCAGAUCCUGAAAGUAAGGAAACUGCACUAUUUGGAAAGGUGUGGAUUGUGACUGCAAUGAUUGACUUUGUACUAUCAGGCAUUCAAAUCAAUUUGGAUCUCAAGAUGUUCCAUGGGGCUAUUUCCUUCAGUGUUCAUUCGAGAGAAGUUGUAGGUUUCAGGGAAUUUGUUCAGGCCAUCAAACCUCUUUCAGACUCCAGAGAUGGGUUUCGACAGGAUAUUUGGGAACAGACAUUUGACUGUUCAUUUCCAAAGUCAGAGUUACAAGAAAUACACAGUAGGAGAUGCACUGAAGAGAUGAAGCUGGAGGAUCUUCCUGCACCUCUGUUUGAAAUGGAAAUGGUUGGCCAAAGCUACAGUGUCUACAAUGCUGUUUAUGCUGUGGCUCAUGCUUUGCAGGCUCUAGACAUGUUGAGGUUCAAUAGGAGGAAAACCAUGAUGAGUAAAAACCCUGAUCUUCCACAGCUGCAGCCUUGGCAGCUCCAUUCAUUUCUUCAAGGCAUUUCUUUUAACAAUUCAGCUGGGGAGACAGUGUUUCUGAAUGAUAAACGGGAAGCAACUGGUGUAUUCGACAUCACCAACUUGAUCACUUUUCCAAAUAGAUCCUUUCAGAGAGUUAGAGUUGGAAAGCUGGAUCUAGAGGCUCCAAAAGGGAAGGAAUUAUGGGUUGAUGAAGAUAUGAUUGUCUGGAGUCCAGGUUUUAAUCAGGUUCCUCCACUUUCUCGAUGCAAUGACCCCUGUUUACCUGGAUCCUGGAAGAAAGGAAUUGAGGGGGAUCAGUUCUGCUGCUAUGACUGUGUUCCAUGCCCAGAAGGGAAGAUUUCAAACCAUAAUGAUAUGGAAGAUUGCUUUGAAUGUUCAGAGGAUCAUUAUCCAAAUAAAGAAAAGAAUGGAUGUAAACUGAAAAUGCUGGUUUUCCUAACUUUUGAAGAAUCCUUAGGAAUUGGUUCAGCCUCCGCAGCUCUUGGUUUCUUCUUCUGGACCUCUUGGAUUCUUGGAAUUUUUAUUAAGAACAAAGAUACUCCCAUUGUCAAAGCCAACAACCGAUCCUUAACCUACACCCUCCUUGUCUCUCUUCUGCUCUGUUUUCUCACCUCUUUGCUCUUCCUCAGCCAGCCAGGCAAAGUGGCCUGCCUUCUCCGACAAUCAAUGUUUGGCAUCACCUUCUCAGUGGCCAUUUCUAGUGUACUGGCUAAAACCAUCACUGUGGUUGUGGCUUUCAUGGCCACUAAACCAGGAUCUCUUAUGAGGAAAUGGAUAGGGAGAAGAUUGGCCUUUUCUAUUAUACUUUCCUGCUCUCUCUUCCAAGUAUGCAUUUCUGUUGUUUGGUUGUUGACAUCUCCCCCAUUUCCUGAGUUGGACAUGCAUGCACAGCCCCCAAAAAUGAUUUUGCAAUGCAACGAGGGGUCAGAUUUCUUCUUCUACUGUAUAUUGGGCUACAUGGGUAUCUUGGCCAUUGCCAGCUUUAUUGUGGCUUUCCUUGCCCGUAAAUUACCUGACAGCUUUAAUGAAGCCAAGUUCAUCACCUUCAGCAUGUUGGCCUUUUGCAGUGUGUGGAUCUCCUUCUUUCCAGCCUAUCUGAGCACAAAAGGAAAAGCCAUGGUAGCUGUGGAGAUCUUCUCCAUCUUGGCCUCCAGCGCUGCUUUGCUAGGAUGCAUAUUCCUCCCAAAAUGCUACAUCAUUGUUUUCCGUCCUGACCUCAACCACAGGGAGAAACUCACAAAGAGAAAUUAA
This is a messenger RNA of Thamnophis elegans (Western terrestrial garter snake), 1815 nucleotides long. RefSeq names its product vomeronasal type-2 receptor 26-like. Gene Ontology annotation, cellular component: membrane. Gene Ontology annotation, molecular function: G protein-coupled receptor activity. Lineage: Eukaryota; Metazoa; Chordata; Lepidosauria; Squamata; Natricidae. Gene Ontology annotation, biological process: G protein-coupled receptor signaling pathway. The transcript has 4 exons. The record is from RefSeq and is a predicted model, not a curated record. Bases 1 to 1815 code for a protein of 604 amino acids.